This is a messenger RNA of Durotheca rogersii, 887 nucleotides long. RefSeq lists its product as uncharacterized. NCBI's taxonomy places the organism in Eukaryota, Fungi, Ascomycota, Sordariomycetes, Xylariales, Xylariaceae. The coding region runs from base 149 to 790 and encodes 213 amino acids. The transcript has 2 exons. The record is from RefSeq and is a predicted model, not a curated record.
AAGUAAUACCUAUGUAAGACAGGGGCGCACAUGCAGAGAGAGAGGCCUGGUCCCAUUCUUCGUCUAAUGGCAUUGGCACGGCAUGAUAGGGACGGGUCGCCAUUCUUAAACGCACGCUCCGCUACCUCUCGCCCCUUGCGUAGAACGCAUGGUCGGAAGCUCUGCCGAUGCGAGGGAUAGUCGAGAAGCCGGCGAGUUCGCACAUCCACUUGCCCGCUUGCGUGCAGAUAGUGAAGAAUGGCGCCAUUGCCGUCCUAUCCCGUCGCCGCCCUCGUUCACGAAGCCGCGGGCUCGUUGCCGGGGGGGUCCCGCUCUCGGUGUGGCCCUGCCGAAUAGAACAUACCUAUUAAAUAACGUUCCUCGAGGAAAUGCCAAGUCGAAGGUUGUUGGUGAGCCAUCGUCUCGUCUCUCGUUAGUCCCAGCGCCUCUAGAUAGAAAAGGUCUCGCGGCAUUACGCCGCUUCCGCCUAGAUAAAGACCACAACACCCCGUGGCAUGUUUUCUCGUCCUCUUCAAGGUGCAUACGAGGAUACCCAGGGCAGAAAAGAGGAGUAACUGAGGAGGCAUCGGUGGCAGCGGGAGUUUCUCCACCGCGCCUUAUCAAUGAUCCCUACCGCUGCACCCUCUGGCACGACCACCUCUUUGGCGUGAUCAGGUCCAACGCAGACGCAAUCGCGGCAUGUGUCACGCAAUGCAGCAGUCUUAACGGUGUACGGACACCUUAUUCCCCCUUCUCCUCGAGAGCGGAGGGGGGAGGAGAGAGAUCCUUAAAAGCUCCAACGACUACCUGAAAGUCGCUGUUGGUUGACCAAGCUCGACCGCCCCUGUUCUUACUUUCCAGCCCAAGCCGUGUUGCGAGGAUAAACUUAAUAGCUCCCCGCGACGCCA